Aspergillus caelatus is the source of this 1890-nucleotide messenger RNA. RefSeq names its product putative CTP synthase. The transcript is spliced from 9 exons. Lineage: Eukaryota; Fungi; Ascomycota; Eurotiomycetes; Eurotiales; Aspergillaceae. Gene Ontology annotation, biological process: pyrimidine nucleobase biosynthetic process; CTP biosynthetic process. Gene Ontology annotation, cellular component: cytoplasm; cytoophidium. Bases 52 to 1788 code for a protein of 578 amino acids. The record is from RefSeq and is a predicted model, not a curated record. Gene Ontology annotation, molecular function: identical protein binding; CTP synthase activity.
UCCCCCCUCCCUAGUAUUCUACUAGGGGGGCUAACUUUCAAAUUCUGCAAAAUGAAGUACGUUCUGGUUUCUGGAGGUGUCAUCUCCGGCGUUGGCAAGGGCAUCAUCGCCUCCAGCUGUGGGUUGCUCUUCAAGACAGCGGGUUUGACUGUCUCUUCCAUCAAGAUCGACCCCUACCUUAAUAUCGAUGCUGGUCUUAUGAACCCUCUAGAACACGGUGAAGUGUUCGUUUGCGACGACGGUGCAGAAACAGAUCUGGAUCUUGGAAACUAUGAACGCUAUCUCGGCGUUACUCUUGGCGGUGACAACAAUAUCACUACCGGCAAGAUCUACCACCAUGUCAUCACCAAGGAGCGUCGUGGAGAUUACCUUGGAAAGACGGUGCAGAUCGUCCCCCAUCUGACGAAUGAAAUCCAGAACUGGGUUGAGAAGGUCGCCAAGGUUUCUGUGGAUGAGUCUGGAAGGGAGCCUGAUGUCUGUAUCAUCGAAUUGGGCGGUACUGUUGGAGACAUCGAGAGCGCACCAUUCGUUGAAGCCAUGGCUCAGCUCCAAAGACGAGUUGGCAAGGACAACUUUCUUCAAAUCCAAGUCAGCUAUGUUCCUCUAAUUGGCUCGGAGCAGAAGACCAAGCCUACCCAGAGGGCUAUCAGUGAUGUCCGUAGUGCUGGUCUCAGACCUGACAUCAUUGCAUGUCGCUGCGAGACGCCCCUGGAGGAGGCAACUAUUCAAAAGAUCGCCAAUUCUUGCCAAGUGGAACGGAAUCAGGUUGUUGGCGUACAUAAUGUCUCUACCACAUAUCAGGUUCCUAUCCUUCUGGCGCAACAGGGAUUCCUUAGCACUCUUAGUGAACUCCUUAAAACCGAUGCAAUUCCCAAGGAUCAGAAGCUUGUUGACAAUGGUAAGCUCAUCUGGCAGGAAUGGCAGGGCUUGGCUAUGAACCAAGUGCAUUCCCUUGAGACUGUGACGAUUGCCUUGAUUGGCAAAUACACAAGCUUGCAUGACUCAUAUAUGAGUGUGAGCAAGGCGCUGGAACAUGCGUCCAUGCAUUGCCGGAAGAAGUUGAAUCUGAUCUGGAUUGAAUCGACUCAUCUUGAAGAUGAGCACAAGACAAACAGCCCUGCGGAAUACUAUUCCGCGUGGCAUAACUUGACUACCGCCAACGGAGUUCUUGUCCCCGGUGGCUUUGGUUCGAGGGGUACGACCGGUAUGGUUUUGGCCGCCCAAUGGGCCCGUACCAACAACGUUCCCUACCUUGGUAUUUGCCUUGGUAUGCAAUUGGCUGUGGUCGAGUUUGCUCGACAUGUCUGCGGUAUGGAUAAGGCAGACAGCGCCGAGUUCGACGAGACCUGCGAGCAGCCUGUUAUUAUCUACAUGCCUGAGAUCGAUAAGACUAAGAUGGGUGGUACAAUGCGCCUUGGAAAGCGGGCGACUGUGUUCCAGUCUGGUACCGAAUGGUCUCGUUUGCGCAAGCUGUACGGGGAGAAGCAAGAGAUUUGGGAGAGACAUCGCCAUCGUUAUGAGGUGAACCCUGAGCUUAUCGGCCAGCUGGAGCAGGGUGGACUGUCCUUCAUUGGAAAGGACGAGGCCGGCGAGCGUAUGGAAGUCAUUGAGUUGAAGGAUCAUAAGUGGUACGUCGGGGUUCAGUUCCACCCCGAGUACCUGAGCCGAGUCCUUGCGCCUAGCAAGACCUUCUUGGGCUUCUUUGCCGCUGCUGCCGGAUGCCUCGAAGAGAUCACCGAGGCUUAUAAGGACCGUCACGAUCUCAGUUCCAAACUGCCUAUGGUUUAGGAUCGGCGUUUUUGCUCUUGGGGUUAAAGGAUAAAGAAAGCGGAGAUAUCAUACCAUAUUAUAGACAUAGUACAAUGAAAUAAAAUUAUGAAACAAGACUCA